Molecule: messenger RNA, 2362 nt
Organism: Raphanus sativus (radish)
Lineage: Eukaryota; Viridiplantae; Streptophyta; Magnoliopsida; Brassicales; Brassicaceae
Exons: 9
Coding region: 92-2023 (643 amino acids)
Molecular function (GO): DNA binding
Source: RefSeq, a predicted model, not a curated record
UAAAAAAAAAAAGGUGACAUCUUUUGCUUCCCCCGUCGUCACUAGGUCAAAGCCAAGUAGAGCGACUCGAGAGUGAAAGCGACGGCAAGAGAUGGCGGAGGAGGAGAAAGAGUGGGAGGACUGGUGCUUCAUCUGCAAAGACGGUGGUAGUCUAAUGCUCUGUGACUACAAGGACUGUCCAAAAGCUUAUCAUGCCUCUUGCGUUGAAAAUGAUAUUCCAGCUGGAGAGAGUGACGAUUCUUCUUAUAUCUGCGAAUGGCACAGUUGCUACUUGUGUGGGAAGAGACCGAAGCUGCUCUGUCUCUGUUGCCCACAUUCUGUAUGUGAAAGCUGUGUUACUCAUGCUGAGUUUAUUCACCUCAAACCGAACAAAGGGUUAUGCAACCAGUGCCAGGAGUAUGUUGUUGUUUUGGAAGAGAUUCAAAAGUAUGAUGCUGCUGGGGAUAAGCUCGACCUAACUGAUACGGAUACAUUUGAGUGCCUGUUUCUCGAGUGUUGGGAGAUAGCAAAAAAACAAGAAGACAUCACUUUUGAGGAUGUCCUUCGCGCUAAACGUUCACAAAGGAAAGUUACCAAGUUAAGGCACAAAGAUGCUCCCAGAUCUUCACUCAACGAUGCACACACUUCAAAGUUACGGAAUCAAGUCGCCAAGCUGAAGCACAUAGUUGAUCGUAAGCAUUCACUGUCUGACCACAAAGACGUCCGCAGAUCUUCGCUCAGUGAUGCAUACACUACUUCAAAGUCACAGAAGCAAGUCGCCAAGCUGAAGCACAGAGUUGAUGAUGCGGAAGAUUAUAAAGCGGUGGGCAAAAACAAGCACACGGUGUUUAUCAGAUGGUGUUCAAAGCCGCUCAUUGACUUCCUGACAUCAAUAGGGGAAGAUACAAGACGUGCAAUGUCACAGCACAACGUGGAGUCUGUUAUCCUCAAAUACAUAAAUCAGGAAAACCUGCUUGACCAGAUAAAGAAGAAGAAAGUUCGUUGCGAUGAGAAGCUGUAUUCUAUCUUCGGCAAGAGGUCUGUGAAACAAAGAAAGAUUCAUAGACUUUUAGAUGCUCACUUCAAAGACAACCUUGAGCCGUUGGAAUGUAACAACCUUGAGCCGUGCAAGAAGAAGCAGAGGAUAGAAAUGUCACAUGAGAAAACUUAUGAGAAGGAAGUGAAACCACAAAUCUGGCCAACCAAGGCUUGUAAAAAUGAAGUGAAACCUCAAAUCUGGCCAGCCAAGACGUGUGAAAAUGAAGUGAAACCUGAAAUGAAGCCAACGGAGACGUGUGAAAAGGAAGUGAAACCUGAAAUGAAGCCAACGGAGACUUGUGAAAAGGAAGUGAAACCUGAAAUGCGGCCAACUGGUUUCGCUGCGAUCAAUGCAGAUAAUAUAAAGCGUGUUUAUGUGCGGAAGAGUUUGGUUCUGGAGUUAUUGAAGAAGCAUACAGAGAGCUUUGAGGAAAAGGUAGUGGGAUGCUUUGUGAAAGUGAGGAAUGACCCUAGGGACCGUAUACCAUACCAGGUCUUGCAGGUUACAGGCAUUAAAACUGCUGAUGACCAUAGUCAGGGCCUGCUUCUUGAUGUUGCUGGUAUGACAAGUAGUGUUAGCAUUUCCAAGUUGGAUGAUUCCGACAUAAGCAAGGAAGAGAUUGAACAUUUGAAGAAAAAAGUGACAAGUGGACUUUUGAGACAGCCAACUGUUGUUGAGAUGGAGCAGAAGGCUAAGGCUCUCCAUGAAGAUAUAACAAAACAUUGGAUUGCAAGGCAGCUUAUCAUCCUGCAGAAACGCGUCAACUGUGCUAAUGAGAAAGGACGGAGAGAAGAUAUUGCGGGGGUCUAUUGUACAUUAGACGAGUAUUUGGAGCAGAGAGAGCGUCUCCAAAAACCGUCAGAGCAGGAGAGACUAUUAAGAGAGACUCCAAGGAUCAUUGAAGACCUCAUUGAGAUUAAACGAGAACCAGCCGCAUCCUCAGAGAGCAGCAAACAAGGGAACAUGAGUGGUAUGUCUCAGGAGGCGGCGAUAGAGAUCGACUGAUGAGUGAGUAACCAAGAUUCUAAGAAACAUCUUCAAUAGAAAGUAGAUUGAUGUUCUUGUGGAUCUUUAUAUGUGUGUGUGUGUGUAGUUUGCGUUAGGAAACUAAGUAUGAAAGUUAGCUCUUCCACUAGAACUUAGGAAAAAAUUCGGCUAAUCUCUUAAUUUUGGCACUGGCAUGCUAUUGCAGAAACAAUGAAUCUAGGAGGGCUGCCUAUGUUUUGGGUACUCUUGUAUGAUGGUCAUGUAAGUAACAUGACAUUGUUUCAUGUUCAUGUAUGUUUUAUAGGGCCAGUGACAUGAUCCGUUCUUAAGAGAACUUGGAGUCCAAACUAUUUGCUA